GAUGAAUUAGCCUGGUUGUGGCUGAGACUUGAGUACCGAUUUGUUUUAGGUCUAACAGAUCCACAGGUGGAUUCAUGUCGUCAUCAUUUUCUUUUUCUCGCACGAGACAGUAGGUGACAGUAUAAUGUAAAGCUGUCUCGCGCGCCUGUCCCGGUCCUGCGUCGUACCGUCCCAUCUUCCGCGUACUGCGUCAUGGCGACACCGAGGAGAAAGUUACGCAUUUCCUAACCGGAGUUUAUGGACUAUCACUCCGGCAGUCAGCUCAUACACGUGUUAUGGUGGAUCACAGUGUUUCACAUGUCCCAGAAGCCCUGCUCUCAAAGAGAGGUGGCCCUUUUAAAAUGGAGGAGCUGGCUCUAAUGGCCUUGCUGGAGUGUCCUCUGUGUUGCGAACAGCUGGACGUGUCAGCCAAGGUCCUGCCCUGCCAGCACACUUUCUGUAUGUCCUGCCUGCAGAGGCAUGAGGUAGCACACUCCCAGCUGCUCUGCCCGGAGUGUCGCGCUCCUGUCCCAGCCAGGACGGUGGAGGAGCUUCCCACAAACCUCCUGCUAGUGCGACUCCUGGAGGGGCUCCAGGGCUCCUCGGGGCCUGGCAGGGACAGACGGACAGUACGCUAUGCAGUGCCCUUGGCCAGGGGUGGCUUGACAGUAAGGGAGGGUCAACAUCAGCAGGAGAGUCUACACAGAGAGAAGCAAGGGCACAGUGAGCUUGCUCUCAGAGCGCCACUGCAUAUCCAACGAGGUGAUUCGUCAGGAGAGCCGGUGCUCACGCCUGGUAACAGUAUCACCCCGAAACAAAAAGUGGAUGAGAACUGGCUCCACGGAAACGCUGCUGACAGUAGCGGUGCAUCUGUCACUGCCAGCACGCUGCAGGCCGCCAGCCAGAUGCCUCAGCUGCAGCCCCUCCAGCAGUCCCAACAUCCGGCUCUCUGCAGGGCACUGUUCGACUUUAACCCCGAAGAGAUGAAUCUGGAGGACAGUAAAUGUUGUCUCAGCUUCCUCAAGGGAGACAUCCUUACUGUCAUCAGACGGGUGGAUGAACACUGGAUUGAAGCCAAGCUGGGGGAUAAAGUUGGAGUUUGCCCUCUGCAGUUUACUGAGCUACUCUCUCAGCACCAGUCAACCUUUCCUAGCUUAUUGGAUGGUACUUCUGCUCCUGUCUGCCUGUUAUCCUGCCCGCCUGUCCAACAAGUUGUAGGGCCAAACUCAGUGGCUGCCAAAUUGCUAGAGGCAAAGAAUCGGAGGGCGAGUGACUCAGCAGAAUUUUACCAUCGGACUGGGAGUGGGGGCAAAGACAAGGCCACUGACGUAUCCACUAGGACCACCCAUUACGGAGUCCCUCAAGUCCCAGCAAAGACACCUAUUAUCAAUGCUUUGCCUCUCUCCAACCAGCGGAAACAGCCUGCAGCCAGCAACUUUUAUCAGACUCUCAAAGGGGAGAGAAACAACAUCAGCACCAUCAACGGCUUCAGCCGCCAGGGUCUGUCACACCGACCCUCUGUGCUUCCCGCCGCCCGGGGCCUCUAUCACCACUCCAGAGUGAACUCUCAGCGAAUAAGACGACACUCUGAGACAACACACAGACACCUGUUACAGAGUGAGAAGAAGAUGACCAGUGAGACUCCACCCACCAUCUCUAUGGCUCUGGUGAACCCCCAAAUGUCCUCUGCCUCUGCAGAUGGCAAAAACUCCUCCACACAGCAGCUUUCCAUCAGUGUGUGUGCUGUCUUGUACUCCUACAAACCUCGACGGCCAGAGGAGCUGGAGCUGAGGAAAGGCGAGAUGGUAGGAGUGUACGGAAAGUUCAAAGAAGGCUGGCUGCGUGGGUUAUCUCUGAGAACGGGCAAAGUGGGCAUUCUGCCCAGCAACUAUAUCUCGCCUGUUCUCAGAACCUCGGCCAGAAUCCUGGAGACCAAAGCAGCUAAUGUGUCCUCACAGUACAACACCGGCACCGGAAAGAAACCCACAGCUGCCAAGAAUCCUACUGUGGUCCUUGCUCUUGAUAGGGUAAACACUGAUGGAACGAUAUACUCAACAGGACAGGUCCCAUCUGCAUCAAAUGGAGCACAGCAUGCAAUGUCAUCCACCAGCACUGGAAAGCCGUCCCUCCAUGGGGGUGCACAAGGUUGGGACACUGUGAGACGGCUUUUUAACCCUCAUAGAGCCUCAAACCAUUCAUCCCAUUCGUCCAAAGUAAACGUCCCCUCCAACUCGCAGCAUUUUGCACAAGUUCAGGUAUCUGGCUACUCACCUGCCCUGCAGAGGAAGAAAAACAGCAGCAUCCUGUCCAACGCUGGCAGACCACUGGGCUGGAUGACUGAGCCAGCAGCGCCCUCUGCUGCUGCAGUGUUUAAGGACAGAGACUUCAGUGCCUCACAUGAGGCAACUUUUCAGCAUGACAAACAGCCGUCCAGUGGGCCUCACUCAAUUCUAGUCAGACCUGACUCACACAAGAACAACAUAGACAAGCCGGCAAAGUCAGUACGGUUCGUCACAAAUGAAGACUCCCCUCCUACAACACCUCGGAUUUCCUCCUGGUCGUCAGGAAAUCAGGUUCCUUCCAACAGCCGCCCAGGACCCAAUCCACUGGAGGUGUGGGCCCCGUCGCUCACUCUGGGAAGAGACGGACCGGGGAUCAUUCUCAAAGAAGGGAAAGUUUCUAUUCUCAGGAAAGGCCUCGAAACAGCCACAUCGGAUCUAAGUUCUAACCCACAGAAGCCAAUGUCAUCACAACCGUCUCUAUCGGCCGUGUCAGCUCAGUUCAGCCCCAGCAGACACAGAGUGACCACAACACAUUUAGCCCAGACGGACUCUGAGCUCAGUCUGCUUCAAGGAGAGCUGGUCCUCGUCCACAGACCUCGACCUGAUGGACGUGUUCUGGUUACUCAGGAGAGCAGUGGGCAAACAGGCUUAUUCCACUGCAGUGUUCUUCAGGCCCUCGAGAGGCUCAGCUGACUGUGUAGUACUACGGAGAGAAGUGUAUAUUUCUAUAUUCCAUGUGAUCAAACUGCCAAAUGACUGACAUGCUGAACAACAAGAUGCAUCAUAAGGUCCAAAGGUUAAUACUGCCAAAUGACAAUCCUUUAAAAGAUGUGUUUAUUUUCAUCUUGAGUGCAUAUGAGAGUGUGGUUAAAUUCUCCAGAGAUAUAUUGUGUGUCCUUUAAGGUACGUGCAUGUUUGUUACACAUGUGCUAUUAUAAUAUUUUGCACAAAAACACGUCCAAUGACUGUUUCUUGUUUAAUACCCAUGUUUCACGCAUUGGUUAGUGCCUUUGACAAAACCCACAGAGAACAAACAAACUAUAUUUAAAUAUGUUUAGAGAAAUUAUGGCGUCAAAUAUCUGUACUGCUUAUGUGGUAAUAAACUAUAC
Molecule: messenger RNA, 3370 nt
Organism: Larimichthys crocea (large yellow croaker)
Lineage: Eukaryota; Metazoa; Chordata; Actinopteri; Sciaenidae
Gene: sh3rf2
Product: SH3 domain containing ring finger 2
Exons: 12
Coding region: 276-2954 (892 amino acids)
Biological process (GO): negative regulation of apoptotic process; positive regulation of JNK cascade; protein ubiquitination
Molecular function (GO): ubiquitin protein ligase activity; protein binding
Source: RefSeq, a predicted model, not a curated record